AUGAAAAUACCCGUGUUUGUGUACUUUUUUGGGUUCAUCUCCUUUGGACUGUCCGAACAGAUAGAACGCAAAUUAUUGUGUGAAAGUUGUCUGGCUGCUGCAAAGGAGAUUGAGACCGCUCUGAAGGAUGCCCCAAUCUCAGGCAGAAUGGUUGUCAUAAAAAAGUUAAUCAGAGGUUAUGUGUGUAAUAAACUCGCUGAGGAUAAAAGACCUUCCUGUAUGCAGUUGUUGGGCAUGUUUCGGGAUGAGUUCUCUCAAGCUCUCGCUGGCAAAGUCAGCGAUCCCAAGCAGCUGGGUGUUGUUCUUUGUUAUGAGCAAUCCAAAGCAUGUGUAGGAGUAAAACUUCACUCCUUUAAGGAACAUCCAAACCUAAACCUUGAAAGGGACAUCGAUGAUCUCCUUCGUGAUAAUAAAGAAAAGGUGCGGUUUGUAAAGCCCAUCCACUCAACAGGAAUGCGAAAGGAGGAGUUGUGA
Molecule: messenger RNA, 474 nt
Organism: Knipowitschia caucasica
Lineage: Eukaryota; Metazoa; Chordata; Actinopteri; Gobiiformes; Gobiidae
Source: the annotation of a GenBank genome assembly